Messenger RNA from Linnemannia hyalina, 2568 nucleotides. The record is from the annotation of a GenBank genome assembly. NCBI's taxonomy places the organism in Eukaryota, Fungi, Mortierellomycota, Mortierellomycetes, Mortierellales, Mortierellaceae.
AUGGCAAACACUAUCGCACAGGAGGCCUCCCAGGACCGGAUCAACUACUACGUCAACUUCCUCGACAGCGACCUGGGUGUCAAUGAGUACAAAAAUGAGAUUCGCUCCAUGCUCAGCACCGGUGCGAAGCGUCUUGUCGUCAGCUUGGACCGUCUUCGUGACGACAGCCCUGCCGAGACCGCAAAGUUGAUGAACUCACCUAUGGAGUAUAUCCCCGACUUUACAAAGGCGUUGACACAGAUCGCAGAGACCAUUCAGCCUGACGAUACCGGCGACCGUGUCUUGUAUAUUGGUCUCAAGGGAAGCUUUGGAGACCACCACGUCAACCCCAGGACAUUGCGUGCCAAGCACUUGGGAAAACUUGUGUGCCUGGAGGGAAUCGUCACACGCUGUGGUUUGGUCAGACCCAAGGUCAUUCACAGUGUGCACUACUGCCCCACGACCGAGAACUUUCACGAGAAAAGCUAUGUGGACGGCACAAUGAUGACGAGCGAAUUGGCGACAGGAUCGGCAUACCUUCAGACCGACGACGAUGGCAACCCCCUGGAGACCGAGUUUGGUAUGUCGACCUACCGUGACCACCAGAGCAUAUCGAUUCAGGAAAUGCCCGAGCGCGCGCCCGCCGGUCAGCUGCCCCGUAGUAUCGAUGUCUUGCUGGAUGAUGAUUUGGUUGACAAAGUCAAGCCUGGUGAUCGUAUCCAGGUUGUUGGUGUUUACAGAACGUUGGGAAGCAGGGAUGCCAAGUCCACUUCUUCUACCUUUAAGACCGUUAUUCUUGCCAACUACAUCACCACAUUCGCAGGAAAGGCCGGCAAUGGAAUUGCGCAGCCAACUAUCACGGACUCGGAUAUCGAAAACAUCAAGAAGCUGGCGAAGAGAAAGAAAGCUUUUGAGAUCCUGUCCAACUCUCUUGCUCCUUCCAUCUACGGACACGAUUACAUCAAGAAGGCUGUCUUCCUGAUGUUGCUUGGAGGCAUGGAGAAGAACUUGAGCAACGGGACCCACAUCAGAGGAGAUAUCAACAUUCUUAUGGUUGGUGAUCCAUCUACAGCCAAGUCGCAGAUUCUGCGGUUUGUCCUCAACACUGCCCCUCUCGCCAUUGCCACCACUGGACGCGGAUCUUCGGGAGUCGGUUUAACUGCUGCUGUCACUACGGACAAGGAGACAGGAGAACGCAAGUUGGAGGCUGGAGCCAUGGUGUUGGCUGAUAGGGGUAUCGUCUGUAUCGAUGAGUUUGACAAGAUGUCGGAUGUGGACAGAGUCGCCAUUCACGAAGUUAUGGAACAGCAGACCGUUACCAUUGCCAAGGCUGGAAUUCACACCUCGCUCAACGCUCGCUGCAGUGUCAUUGCUGCCGCCAACCCUAUCUACGGACAGUAUGACGAGGGUAUCCCUGCCCACCGCAACAUUGCCCUCCCCGACUCGCUCUUGUCCCGUUUCGAUUUGCUAUUUGUCGUCACUGACAAGCCCGAGGAGGGUCGUGACCGUCAGAUCUCGGAGCACAUCCUUCGCAUGCAUCGUUACCUUCCUCCCGGCGUUGAAGAAGGCGCUCCUAUCCCUGACAAUGUUACCCAGAACUUGGAUUGCGGUGCUGAUGAGGAGGUUGUCAAGGAUACGCCUGUUUACGAAAAGUACAACGAAUUGAUUCACGGAGGUAUGCAGUCCAAGUCUGCCCAGAAGAACAUUGUUUCGAUGCCUUUCCUCAAGAAAUAUAUCCAUUACGCCAAGUCCCGUAUCAAGCCUGUCCUCACUCAAGGAGCUGCUGACAAGAUUGCCAACGAAUAUACCAACAUCCGUAACCAGGCUCUCGAGGACUCUCAGAAGGUUGCCCCUGCGACUGCUCGUACAUUGGAGACAUUGAUUCGUAUUGCGACUGCCCACGCCAAGGCCCGUUUGUCGAACUUUGUUCAGGAUCAGGAUGCUAUUGCUGCAAUCAGCAUUCUCAAAUUUGCGCUGUUCAAGGAGGCACCCAAGCCCAAGUCGCGCAGCAAGAGGGCGCGUAUGGACCAGUCGAUGAUGGGCGAGUCGGACAGUGACGAUAGCGAUGAUGAUGAUGAUGACCGUUCUAACCCACGGAUGUCGGUCAACGGCUCGAGGAGAUCUGGCGGCCGUGCCGGUGCUGCCCCUACUACUACUUCCAAGGGCAAGACUCCCCUGAGAACAUCUAACAACAACCAGGAUGAUGUGGAGAUGAUGGAUAUUGAUGAGGCAGCGGAUGAAAUUGAGGAGGAGCUGUUGGCGACUCGUCGGGCCUCUCGUCGUUCGCAGAACACUGCUUCGUCGAAUAUUCCUUCGCAGGGCUCGUCGACGAAUCAGCAACCUGCUGGACGGUAUGUCCCUGGUGGAGCGAUCCACCCUAGCAGAAUGGCGCUGUUUAAGAGCAGGAUCAACGUGUUGAUGAUGAGUUCUGAUGGCAGUGCCGUGCAGUUUGAGGAUGCACUUAGUACUGUGAACAAGAAGUUGGAGAUCAACGAGCUCUUUGGACCUGCUGAGGCGACGGCCAUUCUUGAGAAGUUGGGCGACGAGAACAAGAUCAUGUUCACUGGUACCGAGAUCUACUUGAUCUAA